AAACCCAUUUCCAAUAAGUAGUGUUUGUAUACUAUUUCUCACCAAUGGCGCCCAAAACACCUCCUCUUCCUCUCUACGAAAUUAAGUAUCGAAAAAACGUUAUUUCAAGAGGAAUAGAACUCUUCAUUCUUUUCCUAUUGUUCUCACUCUUAGCCUAUAGACUCCUCUCUCUUAAAAACCAUGGUUUAAAUUUGCCAUUCUUCUUAGCUCUUAUAUGUGAAUCAUGGUUCACUUUCCUUUGGAUUCUCAUAGUCAGCACCAAAUGGAAUCAAGUCGAACCAAAAACAUAUCCUCUUCGCCUUUUGAAAUGGACGUCAGAGUUUCCUGCAGUGGACAUGUUCAUUACAACUGCAGAUCCCGUCCUAGAGCCGCCUCUUAUAACAGUAAACACAAUGUUAUCAUUAUUAGCAGUGGAUUAUCCAGCUAAUAAGCUAGCUUGUUAUAUAUCUGAUGAUGGUGCAUCUCCUAUUACCUAUUAUUCACUUGUUGAAGCAGCUAAAUUUGCUAAGCUUUGGGUUCCUUUUUGUAAGAAGUAUAAUAUUGCACUUAGAGCCCCUUUUCGUUAUUUUAAUGCCAACUUAUCGCCACCCCAAGAUAGUUCACAAGGGUUCCUGGAAGAUUGGAAAAGGAUGAAGGAUGAAUAUAAACAGCUGUGUGAAAAGAUAGAAGAUGCAAGUACACAAGAUUCAGAGGCAUGUGAUUUUGCAGGAGAUUUUGGUGUUUUCUCAAAAAUUGAACGCAAAAACCAUCCGACCAUUAUAAAGGUAAUAUUGGAAAACAAGGAGGGUAUUGCUGAUGGCUUGCCUCACCUUGUCUACAUCUCAAGAGAGAAGCGUCCAAAGCAUCCCCAUCACUUCAAAGCUGGCGCCAUGAAUGUUCUGACUAGAGUCUCUGGAUUGAUGACAAAUGCUCCAUUUAUGCUGAAUGUGGAUUGUGAUAUGUUUGCAAAUAACCCACAAGUUGUUCAACAUGCUAUGUGUUAUUUUCUUGGUGCUAAGGAUGAAAAAGAUUGUGGUUUUGUUCAAUUUCCACAAUACUUCUACGAUGGAUUGAAAGAUGAUCCUUAUGGUAAUCAAUUCAAACUCUUACACGAGUAUUUUGGAAGAGGAAUUGCUGGAAUUCAAGGGCCAUUUUAUCAAGGAACAGGAUGUUUCCACAGACGAAAAAUUAUAUAUGGCUUGUCACCAAAUGAUAAAAUAAAUACUGGAGAAUUGAGGGAUGAGUAUCUGCAGAAAACUUAUGGAAAAUCACAGAAGUUAUUAGCAUCGGUUGCUCAAACUCUAUCAGCAGGAUCAAAUAUUAUUGAGCAACUUAAUUCUGAUUCUCUCUCGAGUACCAUUGAGGAAGCACACCAAAUUGGAAGCUGUGGAUAUGAAUUUGGUACUGCCUGGGGUCAAAAGUUGGGCUGGCUAUAUGGAUCUGCAACAGAGGAUAUCCACACUGGGCUUUCUAUCCACGGGAGAGGCUGGAGAUCCGCUUACUGUACACCCGACCCGCCUGCUUUUCUUGGAUGUGCACCAUCAGGUGGGCCGGCCAUAAUGAUCCAACAGAAGAGAUGGGCUACUGGGCUUUUUGAAAUUAUUUUCUUCAGUAAAAGCCCAAUUAUCGGAACUCUUUUUGGAAAGCUUCAAUUGAGACAAUGCAUGGCUUACUUGUAUAUCCAACUAUGGGCCUUGAGAUCCAUUUUUGAAGUUUGCUAUGCUAUUCUGCCUGCCUAUUGCCUGAUCACCAAUUCCAACUUUUUACCCAAGGCAAAUGAACCAAGUAUGACUAUACCAGCAUCAAUAUUUAUCAUCUACAAUCUAUAUGGUUUAUCAGAGUAUGUUAGAGCAAAUGAGUCAAUUAAAGCAUGGUUAAACAAUCAAAGAAUGUGGAGAGUCAAUGCUAUGACUGCAUGGCUAUUUGGGAUUCUAAGUGCUACAACAAAAUUACUUGGAAUUUCUGAGACUGCAUUUGAAGUUACAAAAAAAGACCAAGGUAAUGAUGGAGAUGACACAAAUAAUUCUAAUAGUGGAAGGUUCACAUUUGAUGAUUCACCAAUAUUUGUUCCUGGCACUGCAAUUCUCUUAUUGAACCUUAGUUCCUUGUUCAUUGGGAUUUUAGAUUUCAAACAAGGGAGAGAUUUUGAAUGGGGAUUAGGAGAGGUUAUAUGCAUUAUGUGGGUACUUUUCAUAUUUUGGCCAUUCUUGAAAGGGUUAUUUGCUAAAGGGAAGUAUGGGAUUCCAGCAACAACUAUUCUCAAGUCAGGGGCAUUGGCAUUGUUGUUAGUUCAUCUUUUCAAGUUUUACCAAUAAGUUGUAAAUUUUAGUUCUUACAUUUUGAAUGCUCAAAUUUCAAUAGCAUAUAUAAGUUUAAUUAUGUACUCCCUUCAUCCAAAGUUAUAUGAUGUAGUUUUCUUUUUA
Messenger RNA from Nicotiana tabacum (common tobacco), 2402 nucleotides. Its product is annotated as cellulose synthase-like protein H1. The record is from RefSeq and is a predicted model, not a curated record. Gene Ontology annotation, molecular function: cellulose synthase (UDP-forming) activity. Gene Ontology annotation, biological process: cellulose biosynthetic process. Lineage: Eukaryota; Viridiplantae; Streptophyta; Magnoliopsida; Solanales; Solanaceae. Gene Ontology annotation, cellular component: membrane.